Pichia membranifaciens NRRL Y-2026 is the source of this 2244-nucleotide messenger RNA. RefSeq lists its product as hypothetical. Gene Ontology annotation, cellular component: mismatch repair complex. Gene Ontology annotation, biological process: mismatch repair. The transcript has a single exon. Bases 1 to 2244 code for a protein of 747 amino acids. Gene Ontology annotation, molecular function: ATP hydrolysis activity; ATP binding; ATP-dependent DNA damage sensor activity. NCBI's taxonomy places the organism in Eukaryota, Fungi, Ascomycota, Pichiomycetes, Pichiales, Pichiaceae. The record is from RefSeq and is a predicted model, not a curated record.
AUGUCUAAGAUAAAAAAGAUAGAUCAGUCCGUCUGCGGCUACAUGCAGAGCCAGGUCAAGAUCAACACUUUAUCAGACGCUAUCAGGGAGCUCACACAGAACGGAGUAGAUGCAGGAGCAACUAAUAUCAAAAUAAACGUAAAAGUCCAGUACGCAGAAACAACGGUUGAGAUAGAUUAUACCGAUGAUGGCGAAGGAAUAGGUCCGGAGUCGAUGGAAGUUUUAGGAAAAAGAUUUUUCACUUCAAAGCUAAUUUCAAACUCCGAAGGGCCAGAUUGCGAUCUUUCCAUGCUCCAGCGGUUGACUACCUUUGGCUUUAGAGGAGAGGCGUUCAACUCUCUGUUAAAUAUAUGCAGCUCUGUGCUUGUAGUCUCAAGAGUGAAACACUACAAUAGCGGCUUCAAAGCUUGUUUUCAAGGAGAUGAACGAAUUGGAAACAUAGUGAAGAAUAAUGGCCCAGUUCCUAUCGGAACCAGCAUAAAGUUGAUAGGAUUUUUUGAUCCUGUAAUUGUGAGGAAAAAUAUUUUAUUAAAUAAUAUUGAGAAUAGAUGGACACAGGAUACUUUCGAAAUCAAAAGAAUGGUUCUAGACAGCCUAAUUAAUAAACCCUGGAUAAAGGUGAGAAUAACGAGGCAAGAAUUCAAACAACUGAAAUGGGUUAGUAAAGUAUUGGUCGACAAAGCCUCCACGUUCACGGCAGAAAAAGUUUCUUUCCAAUCUCAAAUGAGUUUGUUCAAGUCUAUUUUUGGAGAAAAGACUUGUGAAGAUUAUGAACUUUGCAAGGUACAGCUUAAAAAUAUACAAUUAAAAGCUGGAAUUGGCUUAUCAUCACUGCAGACGAAGAGCUAUCAAUUUAUAUACUUGAACGGUCGCCCAUUUAUAAGUGAAGAAAUGGUAAAAUAUGUCAAUCGGCUUUUUCAAAAAAAAUAUGAGUUAUGGGGCCAUAACGCCAAGAAUUCACGGGUGAAAAGCCCCAGCAAGAAAUCGUCAAGCAUGUAUGGGAGACCAUAUAGUGUGAAUCCCGUAUUUGUUGCCAGUUUUAGUGCUCCUAUUAAUAUAUCGGAGUUGAUGCAAGAUCCCAGUAAAGCUUGCUAUACAACCAAGAACAUGAAGAUUUUACUGUUCCUGUUCACUAAAGUGAUUGAAGUUUACUUUGGAAUUUACAAAAAGAAGAGAAAGGGAACCACCGAAAAGGAGCAAGCCAAAAGCACUGUUAAAAGCAAAAGACAGAAAGUACAAGAGUAUGCGGUUCUUUCGUCUGAUUCAACAGUUUCCAAAUUCAAGAAGUCCGAGUUGAAUGGCAGGCUAACUGACACAAACCCAGCAACCAUAGAGGAAUUUCCAAGAAAAAUGCAUGACUUCAACAAAAUCACAAAUAAACUCGCCUUAAAAGAGCAUUUCCGUACCAUGGAUCAGCCCGGACACGGCAAAAGGGAGGAGGGACUGGUAGACGAAAAUAAUAUCGGUAGCCACUGUUCGAACUGCUAUAAAGUACAAAAACAAGACAGCUUAAAGAGGCAGUCCUUCUUUUUUAAUAACAUCGACAAGGUUGUUUUAACGAGGGAAGAUUUGCGGGAGUUCCACGUGAUUGGGCAGGUUGACAAGAAGUUCAUCCUCCUCAGGCUGCAGAACCGUAUUGUAGGAUUUGACCAGCAUGCCAUAGACGAACGGAUCAAUGUGGAGAGGAUGUACAUGCAGUUAAUUGAACAGUGCAUGUCGGGCGGCGAGAGUUCGGAGCUGGAGGACAAAAUUGCCUUCGAAACCAACGGUGUAGAGUGUGAGCUUAUCGCAAGGUACGAAGAAACACUCGCUUUCUGGGGGAUCAGGUUCGACAGGGACUACACCCAUAUUACACAUUUGCCAUCGCUGAUCCUGAGCAAGUUUAUGAAGAUUGGCUUCAGCGUCUUGCGGAAAGGCGUUGUAGAGUUUCUGUACAAUUUGGGAGAGAGCAAGAAGGUUGCGUUCAAGCCGACGGAAACUGGUAAGCCCCGUGGCGCAGGGAAUCCCUUCUGGUGGGUGAGAUACGUCUCGCAUAUGCCGGAUAUCUACAGGGAAACCAUCAAGUCCAAGGCUUGCCGUUCCUCCCUCAUGUUUGGAGAGCAGCUCAGCAACACCCAGGUGACGGACAUUGUCCGGCAACUUCAGCUCUGCUACCAGCCGUUUGAGUGUGCGCAUGGGCGGCCGUCACUUUACCCGAUAUGCGGGAUAGACGCUGGCGGCCACAGAGUAGAGCAGUCAAACUGA